AUGGCCUCGCCACCAGACCCGGCGAACCCCGAAGGGCCACGCGUGCGCCAGAACUACCAUCCUGAGUGCGAGGCCUCCGUCAACCUCCACAUCAACCUGGAGCUGCACGCCUCGUACGCGUACCUGUCCAUGGCCUUCUACUUCAGCCGCGACGACGUGGCCCUCAAGUAUUUCUCCCAGUACUUCCGGCAGCAGUCCCGCGAGGCCAAGGAGCACGCCAGGAAGCUGAUGCGGCUGCAGAACCUGCGCGGGGCCCGCCUGCGCUUCCACGACAUCAGGAAGCCCGAGCGCGACAACUGGGAGAGCGGCCUCAUGGCCCUGGAGUGCGCCCUGCGCCUGGAGAAGCGCGUCAACCAGAGCCUGCUCGACCUGCACCAGCUGGCCACCGACCUCAAGGAUGCCCACUUCUCUGCCUUCCUGCGCACCCACUUCCUGCACCACCAGGUCCAGUCCAUCAAGGAGAUGGGGACCCAUCUCACCAACCUGCGCAACAUGGGGGCUCCCGAAGAAGGCCUGGCGGAGUACCUCUUUGACAAGCUCACCCUGGGUGAGCGCAACAUGGACUGA
Condylura cristata (star-nosed mole) is the source of this 567-nucleotide messenger RNA. RefSeq names its product ferritin heavy chain-like. The coding region runs from base 1 to 567 and encodes 188 amino acids. Gene Ontology annotation, molecular function: ferrous iron binding; ferric iron binding. Gene Ontology annotation, biological process: iron ion transport; intracellular iron ion homeostasis. The record is from RefSeq and is a predicted model, not a curated record. Gene Ontology annotation, cellular component: cytoplasm. Lineage: Eukaryota; Metazoa; Chordata; Mammalia; Eulipotyphla; Talpidae. The transcript has a single exon.